Molecule: messenger RNA, 1042 nt
Organism: Cynara cardunculus var. scolymus (artichoke)
Lineage: Eukaryota; Viridiplantae; Streptophyta; Magnoliopsida; Asterales; Asteraceae
Product: chlorophyll a-b binding protein 8, chloroplastic
Exons: 3
Coding region: 42-863 (273 amino acids)
Biological process (GO): photosynthesis, light harvesting in photosystem I; response to light stimulus
Cellular component (GO): chloroplast thylakoid membrane; plastoglobule
Source: RefSeq, a predicted model, not a curated record
CUGCAACCCCAAAUCUUUUCAAGAAACCCAAGAUCUUGAUCAUGGCAACUCAAGCUUUGGUCUCAUCUUCAUCACUCACCUCCUCAGUGGAGUCUGCUAGACAAAUCUUUGGAGCAAGGCCUGUUCAGUCCCCUUCAAGAAAGCUCUCCUUUCUUGUCAAAGCUGCUUCCACUCCUCCUGUUAAGCAAGGAGCUAACAGACAACUGUGGUUUGCAUCCAAGCAGUCUCUCUCUUACUUGGAUGGGAGUCUCCCAGGUGACUUUGGAUUCGACCCACUUGGUCUCUCAGACCCAGAAGGCACCGGAGGGUUCAUCGAACCCAGGUGGCUAGCUUACGGAGAGGUUAUCAAUGGACGGUUCGCCAUGUUGGGUGCAGCUGGAGCCAUUGCACCAGAGAUUUUCGGCAAACUUGGGCUCAUCCCAGCUGAGACCGCCCUCCCCUGGUUCCAGACCGGUGUCAUUCCCCCAGCCGGCACUUAUAACUACUGGGCUGACCCUUACACCCUAUUCGUCAUGGAAAUGGCAUUCAUGGGUUUUGCAGAGCACAGAAGGUUCCAAGAUUGGUACAACCCAGGUUCAAUGGGGAAACAAUACUUCUUGGGGUUAGAGAAGGGGUUUUCCGGGUCGGGUGAUCCAGCAUACCCGGGUGGGCCGUUUUUCAACCCAUUAGGGUUUGGGAAAGAUGAGAAAUCAAUGAAGGAAUUGAAGCUAAAGGAGAUCAAGAAUGGUAGAUUGGCUAUGUUAGCCAUCUUGGGUUACUUCAUUCAAGGUCUGGUGACUGGGGUUGGACCUUUCCAGAACCUUCUGGACCAUUUGGCUGACCCUGUCAACAACAAUGUCUUGACCAGCCUUAAGUUCCACUAGACCACUGUUUUCCUUCCUUAUUAUUAUAUGUGCAGAAUCUCCUCGAAAUAUUUUAAUAUUAUUAUUAAUUUGUAACAAAAUUAAUGGUAUGUUAAGGAAACAGAAACCUUGUUGCUACUCCAUCCCUAUAUAUCAUCACUUGUUGUAUAGUUUCAUAAAUUUAGUAUUUGCAAUUGCAA